CUUUUAUCAGUCAUUUCUAACUACUGUAUUAUACUGAUAAUGGUACGUACUAAUGAAGGAUGAAAGUGCGUGUGGUGGUACUACCUGGUGGGCACGGCGGGGCAGAAGGUGAUGGUGUAGUCGGUGCUGCCGGCGGCGCAGGUGAAUGUGGAGGUGGCGUCGUCGUACGCGUAGCUGUAGGCGCGCGGGCACGCGGUCUUGAAGAACUCGGAGUAGGCCGACGGGCGGCACGCGGUGGGGGUGCCGUACGCGCCGCUGCAGCAGUACUGCGCGUCCCCGAAGGCGUCGCACGCGCUCCGGCACGCCACGGGCCCGUCCGCCGCGGCCUCCACCCGCAGGCCCGCCGGGCACGCGGAGUUCAGCUCCGCGGCGCACCCCGUCGGCGCGCACUUGCCGCCGGCUGCCGUGGUGGAGGCGCUGCUGGGCGCGACGAUCAUGGGCAGGUUGUACCCGUCCACGAGGCUGACGUCGUAGAAGUCCAGCCCGCCGCUGCCGUCCAGCGUGAACUCCGCCAGCGUCGCGGGCGGGGCGGCGCCGCCGCCGCUGCACUGCACGUCGCCGGACCCGCAGUCCCCCGUGGCGCACGCGAACCGCCCCGUGGCGGCGUCGGCGGCGCAGAGCGUGCGGCCCCAGAGGCGGCCCGACCACCCCGCGGGCGCCGCCACGGCACGGGACUCCGAAGGCGCCAGCGCGAACCCCGUGGUGGGCAGCGGCGCGGAGCCCGCGCUGGACAGCAGCCCCGGCCACACCGUGUAGCCGCAGUUGUUCGCGAUGGUGAACGUCGCCGACCGCGCGCCGCGCAGCUGCAGGACCAGCAAGAGCGCCGCGAAUGCCCGGCGCCAAGAAGGCACGGCUGCCGUCGCCGCCAUUUCGCUUGUGGAAUGCUGAUGCGUGCUUGCAGCUGGAGACCCUGGCAGCAGCGUGCUUGGGAAAUCCAGCCGAUGGAUGGAUGACGGUGCUAGGAUGG
Molecule: messenger RNA, 967 nt
Organism: Zea mays
Lineage: Eukaryota; Viridiplantae; Streptophyta; Magnoliopsida; Poales; Poaceae
Exons: 1
Coding region: 60-953 (297 amino acids)
Source: RefSeq, marked validated